AUGGCUAAUUAAAUUUUGUUAUGCUUAUUGAUAAUUUCACUGCUAUCAAUAGGCCAGCUAACUUUCGCUUCAGAAAGAAAGUCUUCGAAUGAAAGACUUGAGAAAAAAGACAAUUUUGUUCCUUAAUGGGAAGAAAGACAGCACCACCUUCCUGAGUUUAUGAGAGUCUCAGGAGUAGCAUCUGGAUACCUUCCUUCUGAACAAGUUAUUAUUGAAUUCGAUAUUGAAACUUUAGGCGAUUCAGCUGGAACUUCAUUACUGUAAAACAACAAAAGUAUAUCUAAAGCUAUCAAUGAGAUGAAAAAGGCAGGAGUUGAAGAAAGCGAAUUGACUACCUAAGAUAUGAGAAUUUUUCCUUCAUACAGAGAAGAAUAUGAUGGUAAAAUAAAGAGUUACCAAUCUACAAUCGAAGGUUAUAAAGUUGAAAAUAAAUUGAAAUUUAUUUCAAAAAAGCUCUUUUUAGCUGGAAAGGUUAUUGACAUCGCUGUUAGUAAUGGAAUCAAUAAAAUAUCUUCAGUUCAAUUUGUGCCAACCCAAACUAAAAUAAAAGAAUUAAAGGACUCUUUAAUAUCAUAGGCAGUAGAAGAUGCUGUAAAAAGAGCAAAUCUCGCUCUCUAAUCUUUAAAUUAUGAAAUAAAAUCAGUUAAAAAGAUUGACAUUGAAAAUGAUUCACAUGGAAAAAACCAAAUUUAUAAAUCUAAAGCUUCAUUUUUAGAAUCUUAUUCACCUGGAAGUGAAUUAAGUGAAGAAACAAAGCUUUUUGAUAACCUAAAAAAGUUUACUGUCUCAGUGAAUGUUUCUUUUAUAAUAGGAAGAAAAGAAUCAAGUUGA
Messenger RNA from Tetrahymena thermophila SB210, 831 nucleotides. RefSeq names its product outer membrane protein. NCBI's taxonomy places the organism in Eukaryota, Ciliophora, Oligohymenophorea, Hymenostomatida, Tetrahymenidae. Gene Ontology annotation, biological process: DNA damage response. Gene Ontology annotation, cellular component: external side of plasma membrane. The record is from RefSeq and is a predicted model, not a curated record. The transcript has a single exon.